Messenger RNA from Zasmidium cellare ATCC 36951, 1500 nucleotides. RefSeq lists its product as uncharacterized. Lineage: Eukaryota; Fungi; Ascomycota; Dothideomycetes; Mycosphaerellales; Mycosphaerellaceae. The record is from RefSeq and is a predicted model, not a curated record. Bases 1 to 1500 code for a protein of 499 amino acids. The transcript is spliced from 4 exons.
AUGGGCGAUCGACAGCAGUUCGUCGUGGCUGCUAAGGUCAAUGGAAAGUAUCGCAUGGUCGCCAGUGUCCACCACCAGUCGAUCUAUGGACGUACCUCCCUUCGCCAAUGUCUCAGUAUCCUCAAGAUAUUGUCUGCUGCUUGCAACCUCCCAAAUAUCCGUCGAGAGCUGGCCGACGCAGCAUCAUCUGUCAAGCCGUCUAUAUCGUUGGACGCCUACCCCUUCAUAUCAACCGCACUCAUCGUCGGCUCGUCAUAUCAUGAAGAAGGCAGUUACACGGCAAACGUCUUACCACACAAACUCGACGUUUCAUGGGACACUUUCCCAACUGACGAAGGCAUCGUUGUCUUCGACAUCACGGACCCCUCUACACCUCGCUACGGAUACCUUUGGCUCGGUGGUGAUAUAUCCCGUGCCCAGUACGUCUCUCGUUUACCGCUCAUGACAGUCAUGACGGCUGCCAAGUACAGCAGCGGAUACUACAAUGUCGCCGAGUUGGCAAGAAACAACGUCAAUGGUAUCUUGGCGGAGCUCAGGGGCUUCUGUCUGAUCGAUGUCGCGAUGCUCCGGGACUUGUGGCCCAACAGCAAGUUCAGAGACACGAAAAAGCCGUCAUCGCCUCCAGACCUACAGGUGCUAUCUCUUGAGGAUUUCGGAUCUGCUGUUAUCGACGGGUAUUUGAAGGCUGAGCUGGCCGAGCUGCCAACGACUCAGGAGCUGAGAAAGUACCGCGAAUGCAUAGCGAAGAGGUUUGCAGCGGAUCCAUUGCUGCUCCACGACAAACGAGGCUGGGAGCUCUUCACACACUUCGUCGGCGGUGUGAACGAGGUCGAUCUCACACCUUUCGUCGACAUUAGAAUGGAACAGGUCAUGGCUAUUGUCAAGGCUGCUUCUGCACGAAAGAGUCUCACCCUCCACCUACCCAGCAACGACAGCAUCAACAUCGAGCACCUCAGGAGUAUUGUCAGCACGACCGCGGUGUGUGGCCUUCAUCUCGGACGCACGAAACAGGUGAAGCUCAAGCAAAUGCUCACAGAACUCUUCAAGGACACGAGUUUGACGAAACUCACCUCGCCUCUCAUGUUCUCCCGAGUCGUCCAGAUCACAUUUGGCCCCGACGAGAAUCUACAGCAAGCUCAAGUGCGCGUCACAGAGGCCUUCCCAAACGGAAUCGGCACGAGGUUUCCACUCAGACAAAUCGUCUACCUCACGUCGGUCGCGGAAGCCAAAGCAAAGCGUCUCGAAUCCGGCGGCCUUUGCUGGAAGCAACGCACAGCCAAAUCCCACAGCGUAGCCCUGUUCGUAAAAGACGCCCUGCUCUCGAUACACGAAAUGGUCAAGCUUGCCCCAGCAGCCCUGGCGAGACUGGCUACAGCCCAGGAAUGGCAGCUCGAGAGCCAACCAGUUGCCAAGAUCGUCUUGGGAAUCGCAAAGAUGCUUUCUAUUGAUGUGAGAGCGAUCUUUACCCCUGAGUCGUCCUCGUCCUCGUCAAGCUACUAA